CACAUGUCCGUUACAGUAGAGUCAUAUGACUUCAGUCGAUGAAAAUGAUAGCUGGAUGCAGCCAGCUUAAACCUGUAGUGCUUGUUUUGAUCUUGAAUUUAUGUUUUUACGCAAGUUAUCAACUGAACGACCUGCAGGUAUGUGAGCUCUGCAGCGGCGCGGUCCUGAACGGCACCGCAGUGGGCCAGUUUUGCUCCUCGUCCGCUGGUCGGAUAGACGGGCGCUGCUGCUUGAGACAUGACAACACGGGCGACCCUGAACACAUCAUCGGGUUGGAUCUGUCUAAUUGUUCACUAACUCACGUGGAGGAUUUUCAUGGAGCAUCAAAAGCAUUAAUGAUAGACCUCUCACUCAAUCCUAUUGUCAACAUCAGCGACACGGCAUUUCAAGGAUUUACUGAGUUAAAUUUCUUGAUUUUGCCACAACACAUAGUUUGUCCAGGGGGCAACACUUCGUGGGAAAAGGUGGAGAUCAAAGAGGGAAACCGCCUUUGUGAAGGCCAGAAAGAUAUGUGCAACCAGACUGGACAGCUGUCCAUCAACUGCCCGGAGAACUCCCUCUGCGCCCCCUACGGCCCCAGCUUCUUCGAGUGCAGCUGUGCGGUCAACUUUCACGGAUACAAGUGUCUUCGAGAGGGGGAGUUCCCUAGUCUCCUGGUGUUUGGGCCUCUCGGGGCGUUUACGGUUGUGGUCUCUUUCCUGCUGUGGGCCACGCAGAGACGGAAGGUCAAGUCACAGUGAGGCUGAACUGCAAUCCACUUCUUUACCUGCAAUGAUCUACUGAGCUGAAACUGAAAGGGAAGAUGCUGACACAGAGUCUGAGAUGACCUCAGACUUCUUUUAAACAUUGUUUAAUUUAACUUUAUUUUUAUCUGUUUUAAAUAGUUUUUACAUUUUUGGCAAUACCACUGUUACCAUUAUAAUUCUAUUUUUAAAUGUAGUUGACCGACACGAGACAUUAACGAAAUGUGUAAGAAAAUUCUGAGAAUUUGUUUGCUGUUAAUUGUGCCAAACAUGCACUGAAUGUGUGAGUUUACACGAUAGAGCUACGUGUCCAAAUGCACAUUAGAGGACAUCUGUAGAAUUCGGCAAAUUGUUUACUUCAUGUUGAACACUCAGAGCAAAAAAACCCAAGUCAGGUUCCCUCGAUGAAUCAUGAUGUGGAUCAUCAAAAGAUUUUCUGUAUGAAGUUAUGUUAAAAAAAAGUGAGACAUUGAGUUUAACUGAAGGACUUCAGUAUGUUAUCGGUUUGCUGUUAUGCUGUUACCACAUCUUGUGUGUUUCGAUUCCAAGAUGAAACAAGUUAGUUUCACUUUUUCAUUCAGGGUUCUGAAAAUAUUAAUAAUACAUAUAUAUUGCUUUGCUUGAGUUACCGCCAUGGAAACAUGCAAAUACAAGCAUUUGUAAAUUUGAACACCCUUUGUGGACUCGUUUCUGGAAAUGUCGCCUAAUUAGUUAAGACGUACGUUGUCAUAAACAGUCCUGGUAUGUUCAUUAGAUAUCAACGGAAUAUCAACUAGUGCAUUAACUAAUAAAUGGCUGCUUUCAAGGAAACUGUAUCUGUGGAUAACUUGUGUUCCAAUAUGAGAUUUGAAGCAUGUGAGCACCAUGUGUUGACUUUGACUACAUAACAAACAGUCUGACAUCCUUUGCCAAAAAAAUAUAUAUUUGACUACCGGGUUUAUGUCUCACUUUAUCUUGUUCAAAUGAUCCGUUCCCUAAAAACUAGCCAGAGGAAUGUUAUGGCUCUCAUAAGUUCUUCAUAGAUACUGUACUGCAGCUCUGAGAGUGAUUAGGAAACCAUUUCUGGCUAGUUUAAAUUGCAAUGAGUGCGUGUUGUGAACCACAGUGGAAUUGUUCUGCUCUAAAUACAGGCAAUUAAAUGUUCAGUUGUAAAGAAACAUUCACAACAAAGAUCUAAUAAAACAUCUAGCCUUUACCUGAUAUUUAAAAAAAAAAAAAAAAGACAGAACUCCCCUCCUCACCCCGAGGGAACAAAUCUGUAAUUAUCCAAUCCCAUAAAAACACAAAUGGACUCUGUUUAAAAGAAGCCUUUGCCAUUUCAGAUAUAUAUUUAUUGCAUGCUCAAAGCAUGAUAUUUUGUGUUGUGUGCAAGUGUUCAAGCUCACAAACUUCCCCCAUCAAAAAAAUAAUAAACAGAGAAAGCGCCUCUGAGCAGCAGCUUGUUCACUGGUCCACGUUUUUGACUCUGAGCACCACAGGGACCGAGGUGCACGGGAUCAUUCCCAGAUCUGUGAUGACCAAGUCCACGAAGUCUGGCGGCGUCACGUCAUACACCAGGUUGAGCAGGCCAAGUGAGGGCACCUGCUGCCAGUGCUCCAGCUGGGUCUUCCCUUUACGCGUCACAAUGAGGUCAUCGGGAUCAUCUGGAACGCACAGAUGGAGAUUCACUCUCUAAUUACACACGGGUACAACUGAGCAGAGAGCAGUACUUGACAUGACAUAUUUACGGAAACAAUUCAACAAACCCAACCAGCCGCCGACUAUUUAUUUUUUUCCAUACCUAGUUCAUUGGACACAAAGGAAUCCGUCUGCACCCUCUCACAAAACUUGUAGGUCUCACAACACACCAGCACAGGCACGUUAAAGGCUCGGGCUACCAGAGCUAUCUGUGACGUCCCCACGCGGGACAUGACGUACCCGUUGGCCAGCAGAGCGUGAGCACCAAGGAACACCUUGGAUACCUGUGGAGGUCCAAGAUCAAAGCUUUAUUACGACAUAAACACACAAAAAAAACAGAGAAAAUAUUUGUAUUUGCUUUGGCUACUCUUUGGGUAAAUAUGAACACCUUUCUCGAACGUGCGAAUGUACCUCUGGAAGAAUGUAGGAGACGGCCGAGAUGAGGACGUAGGUGCAGCUGAUGCCUCUCUGGACGAGGCGCCUCAGGGCCUCCCGGCCCUCCAGUCGGGGCCGGCUGUCCACCACGAUCACGCGGAACUUCCUUUUCUUCUCAAAGGCCUCGCACAAGAUGUGGUUGAUCAGCGACGAGCUGAGGCAGACAUGGAAGAAGAGAUGGCGGGUUUAGAGAAUGGCGGGUUUAGAGAAUGUGGAAGGAAGAUGGGAGCUUCACAGGCGAGGCAAGAAAAGGGAAGAGAAAGUGUUAAAAAGCGGUCUGGAGACACGAAUGACAUUUAAACUAAAUGUUGUUCCUUGCAUGUCAGCUUUAAGUGUCUUACCAUCCAUAAACUAGGAUGACGUCUCCGUCGCUGAUCUUUUCUAUGGAGUACUUGGCAAUAGCUUCAGCAGCGAGGAUGAUCUUCUCUUUAAUGUAGCACUCGAUACAGCUCAGCAGUUUGCUCUUUGCCUGAACAGAAGAAGAAAUCAUGAGAGGGGGGUGUAAACUGUGUAUCGGUAACAUUAAGUCUAUGGUAUCUAUGGAAUAUACAACACGUUGUAUGAGUGUAUCAAGUGUGACAAGAACCUCUUCUUCUUUGCAUUGACUAGGAAUAUUGGAGAUCUCUUUCUUGAUGUAUUUGAUUGCAUUACCCAUGCUGGCUGACAGAGGGCGACACUGAUUCAAAAAACUGCGAGGAAAAUAAGACAGAAGCAAAAAUUGUAUGUGUUAAACAGACAAAUGUAAUUUUUUUUUUCUUUUCUUUUCAUGGAGUAACACAUUCAGAGACCUGUAAUAAAAGUGCUGAGUAGGACUCUCUUUGGAACUCUUGCUUGUACCUGAUAUAAGGUUUCAGCUUGUUGACCAAGUCUCUAGAUAGCUCCUCAUUUGGAGGCGUAGUAUAGUCUCUUAUUACCUGAAAGGGGGGGGAAAGAACAUUGCUUUAGUUUGUUGACUUUAAAUCAACCCGCAACAAAAAAAAUCAUGUGUUUUAACCGAACAUUAGAGAAUGUUGCUGGCUGCUAAAAAAUCUGGAGCUAAACUGCAUUGACUGCCAGGAGCUAAACUGCGUCGCAAAUGGGACCUUGUAUUUUUUGUCGCUGUCUAAAAAGCACAAUGGGAUGGUAAUGCAGUCAGACCAAAUAGUGCUUCGUACCUGUUUGAAGGCGUGCAGCAGCGCCACAGAGCGAGCGUUAGAUCCUGCCACGAUGCCCUGUGAAU
Messenger RNA from Anarrhichthys ocellatus (wolf-eel), 4074 nucleotides. It is a transcript of the gene atraid, whose product is annotated as all-trans retinoic acid-induced differentiation factor. Lineage: Eukaryota; Metazoa; Chordata; Actinopteri; Perciformes; Anarhichadidae. The transcript has 7 exons. The coding region runs from base 39 to 740 and encodes 233 amino acids. Gene Ontology annotation, biological process: positive regulation of osteoblast differentiation. Gene Ontology annotation, cellular component: intracellular membrane-bounded organelle. The record is from RefSeq and is a predicted model, not a curated record.